GACCGAGGAUUGCAGUAAAAAUGCUGUUUAGAAUCUGAUUGAGAUUUCAGUUCGCUGGGAGACGAUCGCCGAACGAGACCGUAGCAGAGUUUUCAUGUCGUGCUGUGGCUAGACAUCAGAUAUAUAUAUUUUCCUAUAUAUAUUCAUGUGCUACCAGCUGGCAGUGGCAGUUUUGAGUGCGGCAAGACGUGUCAAGUGAAAUCGAAUUAUAUUAAAGGAGAAUCCAAUCAAGUUUAUCGAAAAUAAAACGAGACAGCAACUAUCUGACGGAGAAAUCUUUAAAGAUGUCGACCUCACAGUUGCUCAACAAGAAUGUUCGCUCGAUGCCCUCAUGGGUGACUGAAGCGAAUGACCGCAUUGGACCGAAGCCACCGCCCACGCCCCCCAACGGAGUGGCGGGGGGUCCUCCCAAGGCUCCUGCCCUGCCGCCCAAGGCGAAGAACUCGCCCGAACCCGACUACGAGAUCAUCGAGUUUUCGAACCAGCAGUACUCCAACGAACCGAUGAAGACCACAGUGAUUAGGACCAAGACACCAGAUAACAAAUUAAAGUGCACGCUGUGUGGCUCCCAGAAUCCCUGGGUGACCUGUGCCGAGUGCGCGGGUCAGAUAUUUUGCGCCUCCUGCGACGACAUGUUCCAUAAGCAUCCCAAGCGCAAGCAGCACGUGCGAAAGGCCGUGGAGCGGGGCACGCCCCCAAUUCCCCCUAAGGUGCAGCCGGGAGGUGGGGCACCUGCCCCUGUGGCGCCACCCCGUCGCGGUAAACGCGGCCUGCUGACUCCGUUUCUGGGCCGCAAGGAUCAGAUGCUGCCACCGCCCUCGCCCACGCCCUCGCACAAAUCGCUGAGCGGCUGGCGGGGAUCGCUUGGGGGCGGGGCCACGCCCCCAGUGCCACCAGUUGCCACAACCAGCCAGAUGAACAACCGACCGCUUCCAGAGCCGCCCCGCAGCGAGGGCGGAGGAUCCUCCCGAUCAGGCACACCCAAGUCCGUGUUCGACACCAUCCAGCGUCCGCCGUCCGUCCAGCUGGAGAAGAUCAAGACCAAGGCCAGCGCCACCCUGGACCGCAUGGCCAUCCUGCAGCAGCGGUACCGCCAGCAGAAGGCGCGGCAGGACCUGAGCGCCAACAGCGAACAGCAUUUGUCGAAUGGAGCCGGCUUUGAGCACUGGUCAAACAUUUCACCAUCGCCCUCGCAUUUUCGUUCCGGCAGCAUGUCAUCCGGUUUGAACUCAUCCCAUUUCGAUCUCUCGGAUGACUCACAAUUUCACAAUUCCUUGCUGCUCCAACAACGACAGGCGGCUGGUGUCCAGCGGCGACAGAUGAGCACCUCGGUGUUCAACCUGAACACCAAUACCCGUCGACCCUUGGCCGAAACCCAGAACGGGAGCGCCUGGAUCACCAAUCAGCGCAUCCAGCAGGCCCAAUCCUUGGCGCAACUUAACUGCGCCGGCUGUCAGCAGAGUCAGCAGCAUCCUGGCUGGCCGCAGCAUCAGCAUCCGCAUCAUCAUCAGCACCACCAGCAGCAACAUCCCGACCAGUGGUCGCAGUUCGGCUCCCAGCAGCAGUUCAACAACUCCAACCUGUCCCUCAACGUGGGACCGGGCUACAUGUCGCAGCAGCAUCAUCCGCACUACCCGCCGCCGGUGUUCAUGACCCAGCGAGGAAUGAUGUACCCAGGGGCGCCUGGCUAUCCCAUGAUGCAUCCAGGUGUCAUGGGCAUGCCACCUUCAGCCGCCUCCAGAGCCGCCUCCCGAUCCCGGUAUGCCGCCUCCCCGACGCCCAGCCGCAAGUCCAUGUCCCUGCGACGCAAGCGGAAUAGCUACGUGGACGACGAGCUAACAGACGACGAGGACUCUGACCAGGACGACCGAAGGUCCUUGGUCUCCAAUCGCUCGGCCAUGACGAGUGCCUCCCGCUCCCAGCAGCACCACCAGCACCACCACCAGCCCCGCCAGCGGCGCCUUUCGAGCGCCUCGCAGCUAAUUGCCGGUGAUGAGUUGGAUGGCGACCAGAGGCAUGGAUUGCGGCAGCACAAGGGGCGAGAUCGGCGGGGAUCCGUGGCCAAGUCCGUGCAGAGCGAGUGGCUGCCGGAGAGACGUGACAAUGAGGGAACCCUGACCAGGAACAAGCCAGCAACAGACUCGUCCCGCACCACUCGCAUUUACUCCGACCUGGAAUCGGAGGGCUCGGGUGCCCGUGCCCUGGUUCAAGCCAAAAUCCAGCAGAAGCUCCAGGAAGCCGAUCAGCACAGGUCCGCGAAGAAGGUCGACCACAAACGCAAGCCGGAGAUGAAGGACGAGAACACACAGGCUGCGGCGGUGGUGCAAAAGACGGUGGCUCCGGCCCAGGAGGAGAGUGCCUCCGAAUACGAGGAGGUGGUCGAAGAGGUGACCGCUUCGGAGAGCGAGGCCGAGGCUCAAACCGCUCCCGAUCCACCGGAUGACCCGCAGGAGAUUGAGCCCGACGAUCUGGGCCCACCACCUUCUACGCCCGAUCACGAAUGGGAAUGCGAGUUUUGCACGUUCGUGAACGAGGCCAACAUCAAGAUCUGCUCCAUAUGCUGUAAGACUCCCUGCAAGCCACCAGUGCAGCCCACCAAGGCCAAGAAAGUGGAGGAAAAACCACAGGCGCAGGCUGGAAAGCCCAACAACAUCAAGGUGGCUUCCAUGCCGGAAGUCAAGCCAGUGCAAAAACCUGCUCUGAGGAGCCAACAGCCCAGUCAAAAACCUAGUAGUGGCAAUACCACGGCCUCAAGUUCGACUAUGUCCAACCACGUCACCACCAGAACUCCAAAAGUUUCACCCACCGUCAACACCAAAAACGCCUCCAGCAUCCCUGUCAAGACACCUGCGAAGUCAACUCUGAAAACUUCGUCCGAGAACGAAUCCGAUAACUCGCUGGCCAAGAGCCUACUGCACAAAGAGUCCGUUGAAAACAUUUGGAAUACUCUGGAUGAGAGCAUUCAGGCACAGGCGGAGAAGGUUCUGAAGAAGGCCCAGAAGGUUUCCACGGGCUGCGGUGGAACUCCGCCUCGGGAAACAGCGGCCGUGGAAAUGGGAACCUCGCCGCCACCUCAAAGUAUAUCCACACAAACCUACGACGCCCUGCCCUUUAACUCAAAGUCGGAGGAGAUCUCGACAGUGGUUCCGGAUCGCUUUAGGACCCCGGAUCCAAAUAAGAUGGAGCGACGGCCCCACUAUCGCAGCAGUUCCCAGCUGCCGCAGGAAAAUGAUCGCUAUCGCAGUGCCAAUGAUCUGAGGUAUCACGAUAGUCCUGGCCUGGACCCCUACAGUGCCGGUCUGGUUACCAGACGGCCCAAUUUCAUUAACGAGCUGCGCAUGCUGCAACAUCAAACCUCUUCGCCCUUCGACAUGCCCCUAGAGACAUUCGGGGUGAAGCACGAACCAGCCAGAGACCCGGAAACGGAAAUGCACAUCAUACUGAAGGAGCUGGAGCUGUACAAGUUCACGGUGGAGGAACUGGAGGCGGCCCUGAAGUACUGCUCCCCCGACACGCACCCCAUUCAGUGGCUACGCGAAAACUGGCCGAAACUGGUGCAGACGGUGCAGAGUUUGUCCACCAAGUACGGCCAGGAAAGAGGCGAGAACACGAUCGGAACCGUGUCCCAAAACGAGGCACGCGAGGCGCUUCGCAGUUCCGGGGGAAAUGUGUGGCAGGCGGUGGCAGACUGCAUCCAACAGCGCCAGCAGAAGUACAGGAAACUGGCGGCCAAGGGGAACUUCCUGCGGGAGGACAUCGUGAAUGCGCUGACGGCGCACCAAGGUAAUGUGGACCAGGCGCUGGUGGAGCUGAAUCGCACGCAACUCAAGCCAUUUCUAAUGCGCAUCUGGGGCUCGCCUAAUGGCGUUGAGAAUGAGAGUGGCGUCGCCAUAGACACCAAGUCGGAUAUCCAUGACUUCCUCAACACUCAUGCCUUGGACUGCCUGCAGCUCCCGUUGGCAGGGGAUAGUCCCAGCGCCGCCCAAUCCAAUCCCUUUGAACCACCUCGCACUGACGACAGCCCCGCGAAGUCCACCUAUGCCACGCCUAGUCCCUAUCAAAUGGAAGACAGCGCCCUGAAGAGCUUGGAGAUACUCAUCGGAAACAUGGAGCAGAACCAGGCCAAGCAAAACCAGGAGGUGCUCCGAUCCAUUGAGACCAUGAUGGACACGUUCAAGGGCAAGCCGGAGCUGGAGUACGAGACGGAUCCGGAGAUAAUGCGUAUCCUCACAAAAAGCCCCAUCAGCACGCUGAAACCCUCUGGAACCAUCGAGGAUAAGUCCACCGAGGACGUCAAGAACUUCGUGUGGCAGCACAUUCAGGAUAUUGUGCCCAAUCUGGUGCAGCAGGUUGAACAAGAGCUCCUGGAGAAGCCGGAGGUUGAAGGUCCAGUUCCGGAAGGCCAGCCAAAGUUAGCAGAGCCUGCACCAGAACAUGCGCCUGCUCCAGAACCUGAGUCUGAGCCGGAACACACACCUAGGGUCGAUCCUGCGGUCUACAUCAUGGAGGAGGUCAUCAAGCCGAAUUUGAGGGAAGCAAGCAUACGCGAGGAGCUCCCACCAAGUUUUAUUUAUGCGACAGAAAUAGCCAACUUCAGGUUGGAGUUUGAUCGUGGCACUGAACGAUGGCACGUGGCGGAGUGGGAAUACGAUGAUCUUGAGGGUGCAGAACGCAUAGUAUACAAAAGCUUUAUAGCUCCAAACGAGGAAAUUAAGGAGGAGAUUCAAGAGGUAGCUGUCAACGGCUCGGCAAUCGUACUUCCAGCUACAAAUAUACAGGAGGAAUCUGCUACAGUAAUCUCCAGCAACCCACAAAAGACUGAACAUACCGAAGUAACAAAACCAGAAACUGUAAUAGUUAAUGAACCACUUUCACAAAACACAAAUCUAGAAACUUUUAAGCCUUUAGUAACUACAGAGGAGAUCGUUAAUGAAGCCACGGCAAAGCAAGGAAUUCAAAAUGAUGAACAUAAAUUCAAUGAAAAUAAUUCACAAGUUCAAUCAAAUUUAUCGGAAUCACAUGCCCACACCAACCCAGAAACUUUUACAGAUAAAACAGUUGAUCAAGCCACCGCACAGCCAGCAAAGGAAAAUGAAAAGCAGAUAUCUAAUGAAAAUAAUGUGCAACUUGAUGAAAAGCCUACCACGAGUAAAGAAGCCAAUCGCAGAAAUAACCGAUCUUUGCAACAGAAAAAAGGAAGAACUCGGGAGCAGAGUCAAAAACCAACUAACCGCUCAAAACUAACAAAAGAUAAGGACCCGAAACCAAAUGAAGAGAAGAAAGAACACAAAACGCCAGCGGAAAUGGCAACUAAAGGAGCAGAAGCAGUCACAGAGUCAAAUUCUAGUUCAACUGAUAAUAAGUCAGUUGUGACUGCAACUAUUGAUGACAUCUACACAACUUCUCCAAACGAGCCACAAUCUGAACAAGGAGUUAACCAAUACGUCGAUUCCACUGUUCCCGAACACACUUCUAUUAUUUCCUCACAAGAUAAUAUUCCUCCAGCUCCCUUAGACGAUUCGCAAAGUUUAUCGACAAAUAUUGUAACUCAAAACGAGGCAUCGGCUAUUUGGGAUCAACCUGAAGAGAACCAGGAGAUUGCUGGAUCUUCAAGCCAGAAAGAAACAAAUGAACCCAUAACAAACGCUACAAACGAAUCCAGAAUUGAACACAUAUAUCUGGCAAACAAUAUCAAUUAUUCGGAUCAACCUGCAGAGUCACAAAAGAUGGCUACAUCUACCAAUAUAACGGAGAUAACUGAAUCCAUUACACACCCCCAAGAAGGAUCAAGUAUUGAAAAUGUUUCCAGCAAUUCACCCGAAAACGAUGAUAAAUUGGAGUCCAUCAAGAAUAACGAAGUUACUGUAGAAGAUAAUUUCGCUUCCAGAAUCCUCUCCCCAUCUUCCACAAAUGAAUCUCUAGUUAAUGAUAGUCCAGAGAUCGCGCCUAGUACCACGUCGACAGCCAUCGAUCACAAGCGAAGUCCGAAGCGUUUUUCAAAGAUUCCCGUGAGAACUUUGAGCAGCAACAGUCUGCGAAGUGAAAGCAGAGCGAGCAAUCGUACUCCAACAGCAACUGAUGAGUUUGAAACAGAAGAGACCACAAGAAAAUAUGAUAUAAAGAUAAGUGACAGCUCCUCUAUUGUUAACCAAGAUAUUCAGUCUGAAAAGGAAGUUUAUUUUGUCGCAGAAAGUGCAGUCCAACCGAUAAAUUUAGAACAAGAAGUUCCUACAACAACUGCUGCAGAAAGUGCAGUCCAACCGAUAAAUUUAGAACAAGAAGUUCAUACAACUGCUGCUAUAGCCAUUACUCCAACAGAUUCCGAUGAAGUAUUCGAGGAUGCCCCGGAAUUCAGCAGCAGUGAAGGAACAAAACCCCACGAUGAAGCCGCUUCCGAUGCAGAUCUUUAUAGCCUGGACAGCGAUGGGCCGCGGGCAGAAACAAAGUCCCCGGAGAACGAAGUCCUCCUCUUGCUGGAUGAGCACACCCCCUUGGAAUCAUUAGUUGCCAAGUCCAGCAGCAACGCUAGCAUGAACUCCCAGUCAACUCAAUCGGAAACGUCCAAGGUUGUCCUCAAGGAAUUUGUUCCUUCCGGAGAUCCGGCCAAGCAGAACCUCAGUGAACUGGUUGAAGACACUCAACGGUUGAUUAAACAAAUGCGCGAUGAGAUCAGCAUGGAUGAGUUCGAGUCCACCGAUGAAGAUGAUUUCUCCGACGAGUACUCGGAUGAGUACGACGAUGGCGAGGAGGAGGAGUGGUACGACAGCGAGGGCGAAGAGGAAGGCGACUACGAUGGGGAGGGGGGCGAUACCUACAACGAGCACCCUUCCCAAAUAGAAGAGGCCUCCACCGGCGAUGAGGGCACCGAGAUCGAGGACAUAAUGGAGGAGGAUGAAGAUCAGGCUGACGAAGACGAGGCACAACCCACCCAAAUCACACCAAACAUUGAACCACUCAUAUCGCCUGCUCUAUCAGUCACGCCCACGAACCAAGAAACUGAUCCGAUCGCACACACUGAGGUUGUUUCAUCCACAGGAAGGAGCCUGGAGGCUCAGUCGCACAAUACUGAAGUCGAGUUGAGCCUGCCUCCUCAGACUGAUCAUGUUGAGUCGGAAGUAGAAGCACUGCCUAUACAAUCGCCUUCUCUCGUUAUUGACUCGGAAAGCCGACCUGCGGAACAGCCUGUUGAACUUGUGCUGGAAAUACCUUUGGAAGUAGAGCCAGCCAUUGAAUUGGAUCCCGUUGACGAACCUACUGCCCUGCCCAUAACACCCGGACCACCCAUUGUUGAUUCCGAAUCCCGACCCGUGGAGCCGCCCGUAGAACAAGUACUGGAAGAGCCCAAAAAGGUAACCCCCAGCAUGAAAGGCAAGGCUGUAAGCAAAGACACCGCCUCUUCAAUCAGGCCCAAAAUUGCCAAGUCCACAGUCAGUAAGAUUCCCAAGCCCACCAGCGAACCCACUAACAGUACGAGUAGCACCCCCCCAAACAAGAAGGUUCCGCUGCGCUCCAAGUCCUUUUCGGCUCCCAUGGGUAUUUCCUCUGUGAAACGCAUCCAGGAGGUCUACCUCCAGAAGCAAAGCUCAUCGAUCGGGGCCAGUCGAGUGCCGCUCAAGAGCAGUCCGAUCACCAAGAAGUCGAUCAACGAUGCCAUUAGCAGGUUUAAUUCAAACCACGCCGAAGGACCCAGCACCAGUGGAGCAGCGGCUGCAGCGGCAUUGCUAAAGCCGCGAUCCCAGCCCCGAAUCCCCAAGAAGAAGUACCACGAGACCUGCUUCUCCGACGACGACUACGAGACCUCGGCCACGGAGGAGGAGCAGGAGGACCAGGACCUCGCCGAACCCCUCAAAGCAGAACUGCUAAAGCGUAAGCUGAGUAUGCCCGUCUUCCGGGCAUAUCCUAGUGUUCAAGAGCCAGUAAUUGAGGACCCAGCGGUCCUGGCACGCAAGUACGUCGAUCAGGAAUUGGUGGCUAACAUCGCUGAGGCUCAGAUAGCCGCCACCUUGGUGAGCAUGAAGUUCACGGAGGACGUGUCUCUGUGGGCGGCAAGGGAGUGCUCCGACCUGGACCAGGCCAUCGCCAUGCUCCAGCAGGAGUGCGAGCUGUGCAUGAACAACUUUCCCAUGAACCAGAUCGUAUCCAUGCUGAAGUGCCUCCACAAGUGCUGCAAACAGUGUGCCAAGAGCUACUUCACCGUACAGAUAACCGAUCGUAGUAUCAACGAUUGCAGUUGCCCGUUCUGCAAAUUGCCCGAACUGAGUAACGAGGUCCAUCACGAAGAUGAGCACCUGGAGUACUUUUCCAACCUCGACAUUUUCCUGAAGAGCAUCCUGGACAACGACGUGCAUGAGCUCUUCCAGCGCAAACUUCGCGACCGCACCCUGCUGCAGGACCCCAACUUCAAGUGGUGCAUCCAGUGCUCCUCCGGAUUCUUCGCCAGGCCCAAGCAGAAGCGUCUGAUCUGCCCGGACUGCGGUUCGGUCACGUGUGCCCAGUGCCGGAAGCCCUGGGAGCGCCAGCACGAGGGCAGCUCCUGCGAGGCGUACCUGGAGUGGAAGCGCGAGAACGACCCCGAGUUGCAGGCACAGGGCGUCCAGGAGCACUUGGCCCAGAACGGCAUCGACUGCCCCAAGUGCAAGUUCCGCUACUCGCUGGCCAGGGGCGGCUGCAUGCAUUUCACCUGCACCCAGUGCAAAUUCGAGUUCUGCUACGGCUGCGCCCGGCCCUUCAUGAUGGGCGCCAAGUGCACCGUGUCCUCGUACUGCGCCAAACUCGGUCUGCAUGCCCACCACCCGCGCAACUGCCUCUUCUACCUGAGGGACAAGAUCCCACUGCAGCUGCAGUUCCUGCUCAAGGAGCAGAAGGUCAAGUUCGACACGGAGCCCAUCCAGAGCCAGGACGAGUCCAGCAGCUCCUCCAAGGCCCGUGCCCAGGCCCGCUGUCCCAUCCCGCUGCAAAAGGAGACGCCGCAGGGCCUCGUCGAUACGGUGUGCAACACCGAAGUGCCCGACAAGCACGCUGGCAUGUGUCGCACCCACUACGUAGAGUAUUUGGCUGGCAAGGUGGCCAAAGCAGGCAUCGAUCCGCUGCCCAUCUUCGACCUGACGGACUGCGUCCAGGAGCUGCGUAGGCGUGGCAUCGCACUGCCAGAGCGCGGACCCUGGGACACCGACGAGAUCUACAAGACCAUGUGCUCCGAGGUAAUCAAACAGCAUAUUCCCCUGAAAUCGGCAUAAGCGGGAGCAGAAGAAGCGAUGCCAUUGGAAACGGCACUGUUGCAAUUCUUCAUUAAUUUUCAUGAUUUAUGGCGAGCACUUUUAUAGUCAUUUUUAUACAGCCACCUACCCACGAAUCGAACUCAAGACUUGGGCAGUUCUCUAGAUUAGACAUCGCACACCUUCAUCGACACACCCACUCAUCGUCCAGAAGCCUUUGCCAUUUUGUUUAGUUACUAAGAGAUGAAAAUCAACAGAGGACCAAAGAUCCGCACGUGUAACAAAGUGCAUCAAUAAACCGAUCAUGUGAAACACAA
Messenger RNA from Drosophila rhopaloa, 9532 nucleotides. It is a transcript of the gene LUBEL, whose product is annotated as E3 ubiquitin-protein ligase lubel. Gene Ontology annotation, biological process: protein linear polyubiquitination. The transcript has 18 exons. Bases 285 to 9236 code for a protein of 2983 amino acids. NCBI's taxonomy places the organism in Eukaryota, Metazoa, Arthropoda, Insecta, Diptera, Drosophilidae. The record is from RefSeq and is a predicted model, not a curated record. Gene Ontology annotation, molecular function: K48-linked polyubiquitin modification-dependent protein binding; zinc ion binding; linear polyubiquitin binding. Gene Ontology annotation, cellular component: LUBAC complex.